Sebastes umbrosus (honeycomb rockfish) is the source of this 2504-nucleotide messenger RNA. RefSeq names its product RNA-binding Raly-like protein. The coding region runs from base 1139 to 2014 and encodes 291 amino acids. NCBI's taxonomy places the organism in Eukaryota, Metazoa, Chordata, Actinopteri, Perciformes, Sebastidae. Gene Ontology annotation, cellular component: nucleus. The transcript has 9 exons. Gene Ontology annotation, molecular function: RNA binding. The record is from RefSeq and is a predicted model, not a curated record.
GCAGCAGCAGCAGCAGCAGCAGUAUAGCAGCAGCAGCAUCCUCUCUCUGCUUCCUCUUCUGCUUCCAGUGAACGGAAUGAACGCGUGUCCGGAUCCCUCCGUGCAUGCUGGCUCUGACACCCUCAGCGAGCUCUGCAUCUUUAAAAGCGCAAAAGAAAAACACACACAAGCAGCCUCAGUCAUAACUGUGUGGAUGAUAAGGACUACCUCUUUUUGACUUUUUGGAGAGAGCCCAGGCGUUAGGAGAGCAUUGAGCAUCAGCUGUUCAACACUGCUCUCUCAUUGCUGGAAGUCGAGGCUGAAUGAGUCACAUGACACAACUGGAGGCAGAGAUCUAGAGAAAAGGCACAGCAUUGUGGCUUUGCACCGCCAUACUGUAUUUUGAGCCAUAUCACAUUUUUAUUGCAACAUUUUACUCCCGCUCGGUGAGUACAUUUCCAAUGGCUUUUUUGUAAGCAUUUUUUGUCUUUUUAAUUGCCCCCUUUUUUUUAUUUUUCCUCCUUUUGCUGGUGUUUGAAAUUUGAGCAUUGACAUGGUGGUUUGGAGCGUUUUUCACAUCCAGGCUUCAAGUUUUUAGCAUGCAGUUUAUUCUAAGGAGGGUGAAUCGGUGUCGGUCUUUGAGAGAGAAGCCUUUACUUGCUUGCAGUUUUGUUUCGAUGGGGUCGAAACCAAGCAGCUUUUGUCAGUAUUGAGAUUUUUGAAAAAUUUGGUGGUUUUGAAACAUUUUUAUUUUUUUUGUUUCUGUCGACUUUUGCUGUUUGCUAGAUGCUUUGGUUUGCAUUUUGCAGUGUUGUUUGUUGCCUUGGAGUUUUGUGAUUUUGAAGUGAUCUUUGCUUUCACUUUGUUCCCUCUUUUCUUUAUGAGAAGGAGUCUCUUUUUAAAAACACCUUUUAACGUGAUACUUUUCUUGCAGCUGAGCUCUCAGGUUUGUUGUUUUUUUGUGUCUUUUUUUUUCUCUCGAUUUCAUUAUACUUUUGGCUGGUGGCAGUGUCAAGUAUUUUUGGAUGUUUUGGACUAGAUGAUGCUGGGUGGACGAGGGGAGUUUUGAUUCUUGGGGGAGUUUCAAUGCGUUUUUGUUUUCUGUUUCAACGAGGAUGAACAGACAUUUUCCCUUCUGCAGGAGGGCAACUGGAGGAGAAUGACUGGUAAACUCCAGACCAGCAACGUGACCAACAAGAAUGACCCGCGCUCCCUAAACUCCAGAGUCUUUAUCGGCAACCUCAACACAACCAUCGUCAAGAAGACCGACAUAGAGGUCCUCUUCGCCAAGUAUGGCAAGAUAGUGGGCUGCUCCGUGCACAAAGGUUACGCCUUCGUACAGUAUUUGAACGAGAGGAACGCCCGGGCAGCUGUGUCGGGAGAAAACGCUCGUGUCAUCGCUGGACAGCCUCUUGAUAUAAACAUGGCGGGCGAACCCAAGCCAUACAGGCCCAAAGCCGGCUCCAAACGGCCGCUCUCCGCUGUUUACGGCGGUUAUGAAUUUGAUUACGAGUACUACAGGGAGGAUUUCUACAGCAGGCUCUUUGACUACCAUGGCAGAGUGGCCCCCCCACCGAGAGCCGUGAUCCCCGUCAAACGCUCCAGGGUGCUCGCUCCUUCCUCCCGCCGCGGGAAGACAUCCUUCCCCAUCAAAACAACCUCCUCCUCCUCCUCUUCAUCCUCCAGACCUCCCACAUCCUCCUCCGGGCUCAAACCGGUGAAGACGGACCAGCUUCAGACUAUCAAACGGGAGCUCACUCAGAUCAAGUUGAAGAUCGACUCUUUGCUGGGACGCCUGGAGAAGAUCGAGAAGCAGCAGAGAGCCGAGACCGAAGCUCAGAGAAAGUACGAGGACAACUGCGACUCCCUGCACGAGGAGUCCGUGUCAGAGACGGCGGAGAACUCCGGGGAGGAUGGGGGCAUGGGGGCGCUGGACGUGGAGGCGGGAGAGAUGACCGACGGAGGCGAGGACGACUACGACGAGGAGGGCAACCACCAUCUGAUAGAGAACCAUGUAUCGGAUAUCGACAACUGAGAUCAGGGUGAGGCAGCAGACGCCCCCGGUCGCUGGUAUUACAAUUCAUCAUCACCUUCAGGAGACGGGAAAGGAUCUCUGAGGGAUCAAGACUCUCAUUCUGGACUGUAAGUUGUGUUCAAGAGAUGCUGAAUCACAUUUAGACGCCCAACUGUGCAGCACAAACCGAACGUGAUAAAGAAAAUGUAUUCAAGACCCAUUUUAAUGCAUCGGCCUCAUGGAUUUUCUGUGCAACUUAUAUUUCAUUGCAAGAGGCUGACAGUAUCGUGUGCUAAUCCUGUUCCUGAAAAAAAUAAAACAGACGGGGAUGAAAUGAAGGCUUUUACUCAGAUUUAUAAAUUGAAUUACGUGGAAAGAAGGGAACAUGACAUUGUUGAUCAACCGUUGCUGCUUUUAUGAAAUGUGUUUGCAAUGUAAUUUCACAAACUGUUUUUCAAUGAAUUUCUGUUGUUGCUCCAAAAUCAAAUGAAUAAAAGGACAGUCGGAACAA